Molecule: messenger RNA, 526 nt
Organism: Cannabis sativa
Lineage: Eukaryota; Viridiplantae; Streptophyta; Magnoliopsida; Rosales; Cannabaceae
Exons: 2
Coding region: 41-526 (161 amino acids)
Source: RefSeq, a predicted model, not a curated record
AGAAGUGUUGGACUAUUAUGGGGUAGCUCCUAGCCAACUCAUGCCAAAUGCUUGGAGGUUAUUGUUGGGUAUAGAAGUCAUAGUUAGAGUGAAGGGGAAGAGGGUUGACUUUGUAGAUUUCAAGUCAAGUUAUUAUCUUAAACAACACGAUACAGAUAAAGGUCGAUAUCGAUUCAUUCUUAGAGCAAACAAAAAAGCUUGGGUAACAGAGUUGGUUGCUAGCAACAAGAGGGGUUGGAGGAAGAAAUAUUGUUUUGUCAAAGGUGACCUGUUUGGAAUGAGUGAUUAUGUGGUUCCUACUUCAUGGAGAACCUUAAGUAAGGGGCUUGCUCGAUGUCCUCGCAGGGGGUGUUGGUCUGAAGCUCAAGUUAACGACUUGCUCUCUAUUCCUUCCGAUCAUAGUGCCCAUAAAAAGCUUCUUAUUUUGAAUAAAUCUUGUGUUGGAAAGUUAUGGAGAGCUGCGCAACGUCAAAAAGGUAGUAUUUUUUCACUCAACGUUGUCAAGCGCGCCCCAUCCUUUUGUUGA